AUGUCCUUAGCUAUUAUUAAUGGCAGAGGGUUACCUUUCUGUAAUUAUCUAUUCAAAAGAUCGCUUGAAAAGUAUGGAGCAAAACAUAGGGUGGAAACACCUUAUCAUCCACAGAUUAGUGGACAGGUUCAGAUGUCCAACAUAGAAAUCAAGUUCAUAUUGGCGAAGACUGUAAAUGCCGAUUGUACUGAUUGGGUAAGAAAGUUAGAUGACGAAUUGUAUUCUUACUACACAACGUAUAAGACCCCCAUAGGUGCUUCACCAUAUCAGCUAGUGUAUGACAAGGCUUGUCACCUACCAAUUAAGCUUAAGCAUAAGACACUCUGGGCGUUGAAGAAGCUGAAUGUAGAUUGGCAAAAUGCAGCCAAGUCAAGGUUAAAUGAUAUCAAUGAGUUGGAUGAAUUCCAGCUUCGAGCAUAUGGAAGUUCAGCACUUUAA
Capsicum annuum is the source of this 438-nucleotide messenger RNA. RefSeq lists its product as uncharacterized. The record is from RefSeq and is a predicted model, not a curated record. Gene Ontology annotation, molecular function: nucleic acid binding. The transcript has a single exon. Lineage: Eukaryota; Viridiplantae; Streptophyta; Magnoliopsida; Solanales; Solanaceae. Gene Ontology annotation, biological process: DNA integration. The coding region runs from base 1 to 438 and encodes 145 amino acids.